This is a messenger RNA of Lutzomyia longipalpis, 1251 nucleotides long. RefSeq names its product leucine carboxyl methyltransferase 1. The transcript has a single exon. Lineage: Eukaryota; Metazoa; Arthropoda; Insecta; Diptera; Psychodidae. Gene Ontology annotation, molecular function: protein C-terminal leucine carboxyl O-methyltransferase activity. Gene Ontology annotation, cellular component: cytosol. The record is from RefSeq and is a predicted model, not a curated record. Gene Ontology annotation, biological process: C-terminal protein methylation. Bases 173 to 1165 code for a protein of 330 amino acids.
UUGCAAGUUGUGUGUGAGUGUGUGUGUGCACGAACGACAGUGAAGGAGAGAAGAAAAUAUUGGAAGAGAAAAAAGCCCAGAAAAGGGAGCAGAAGACGUACCAGGUGAAAAAGAUAAAAAUCUAGGCAAGUUGGCGAAUUUUCCGGGAAAUUCCCAGCGUCGGGGCUCUGCGAUGUCAGCGCAGUGUUCGCAUCCCUGUGACGAGGCAGUUAUUGCGACGAAUGACGACGCCAGUGAGUGCAAAAGGAGUGCCGUACGUCUGGGCUACUGGCAGGAUGACUAUCUCAGCUUCUUCAUCAAGAACCCCGCGGAGAGGAAGGCGCCCGAAAUCAAUCGUGGCUACUUUGCCCGUGUCCGUGGUGUGGAAAUUUGCAUUGAGAAAUUCCUGCACAAGACAUCGGGCAGUGCGUGCCAGAUUAUAAAUCUCGGCUGUGGCUUCGACACACUGUACUGGCGUCUCCGGGAGUCUGGACAUCAGAUUGCCAAUUUCAUUGAGUUGGACUUUCCCACGGUCACGGCGAAAAAGUGCUACGCCAUUAAGCGCAACAAGCGUCUCCUUGAGAAGAUUCACGUACCCGACGAUGGGGAGGUGCGCCUGAGUUCGACGGAUCUCCAUGCCAGCAACUACCACAUUAUGGGUGUGGACCUGAGGAAUAUCGAUGAGCUGCAGAAUAAGCUGAAUCAGGCUGAAAUUGACUACACCAUCCCCACAAUUUUCCUCGCAGAGUGCGUUCUAGUCUACAUUGAAACACAAAAUUGCCACAAUCUCCUCAAGUGGCUGGCCACACACUUCCCCAUUUCUGCCUUUGUCAACUACGAGCAGGUGAAUAUGAAUGAUCGCUUCGGGGAGGUGAUGCUGGGCAAUCUCCGUGCACGCGGAUGCAAUCUCGCCGGUGUGGAUGCGUGCACAUCGCUCGAGACGCAAAUCACGCGCUUCCUGAAUUGCGGAUGGCAUGGGGCACGUGCCUGGGAUAUGGUGCAGGUGUACCAGAGUCUCCCGAAUGGGGAAAGGCAGCGAAUAGAGAGACUGGAGAUGCUAGAUGAGGGGGAACUUCUGGUGCAGCUCUUCCAGCACUACUGCAUCACAAUUGCAUGGGUUGGUGAACUCUUUCAGGACAUUGAGAUCACGGUGGAGAAGAGGAUGUCAUCACUCAAUAUUGAUUAAAAAAAAAUUAAACACUAACUCUCGCUAAUUAAGGCAAGGACUAAAGUCACUGUGAAAUGAAAAAUAAAAUAUUUCUGUGGAUUAAA